CAACAAUACAGAGUGGCCCAACUUCUCCAAUGCGCAACUGCUGUACGCUCGACGUGAAGGCGCUUCUCCCAAUCUCCCCUCCGACUCCCGUUCCUGCGCCCCAAACCCUAGGUCCGUUCGCGGCGGCGGUGGACUGCCAGUGGCAGCUCUCCGCUCGGCUUGGCUUGGGCAGCUGCCGCGCCGCGCACCUACGGGCAGCGGCUGGGCGGCCCGCGCUCGUGGCAGCACCCGCUGAGACUGAGACCGCCACCGGCGGUUCCUGGGCUGGAAGCCGGUGCAGCAGCAGGCAGUAGCCAUCUCGGCCGCCAGUUCCAAACCCUAACCGAGUAACCGCAGCCGCAGCCGCAGCCGCAGGGUGCAGGCACGCACCAGCCUCACGCCAGCCGCGCCGCCGCUCCGGCCAGCCGCACCCCGUGCCGGCCAGCUGCGCCCACGAAGGUGAAAAGCAGCUUUACUUGCCGGCUUGGUUUUAAGUACAAUUCACAUAUUAGGCUUGUGUCAUCAAGACCAUGACUAGUAUUUUGUGUAUAGGAAUCUCAACUUCUUUGCCGAGGUUUAUCGACAGUUGUAUUUGUUGGGAAAAGUAGCAGUUUGACUCUAUAUAAUAGAGAGUGCCAUGGACGGACCUGAGUCUAGUAGAGGUCGCAGUAAGCAGGAGGUUGAUGAUAAUGUUAAUGCAAGGAAUACUUGGAAGGAGGAGCAAGAAAAUCAGGAGAAUGUGGAUAGCAGAAAUUAUUCGGAUAUAUCCAGAAAACAUGGAUAUGAACAUGAAACUGGGCAUCAGGAUGAUAAUAGAAUGAUUACACCUUCAAAUGAUAGGAAUGAAUCAAGGAGGAAUCCAGAUAGAAGCUCAGGCCUGGCUCGAGGUGCCGACGAUGACGUCUAUAAUCUGAGAAGGGACUCACGAUCUCCUAAAGUUCAAAGGAGAAGCCCUGAUGAUUCCAAGGAUCGAGACUAUGAUAGAAGGAGGGGAAGAGGGGACAAUAAUGAUUGGGAACCUUCAAGAAGAUUUAGCCCUGAUGCUUCUGCUAGGAGUUCAGAGAGAAGAGAGGGUAGUAGGGAGAAGCAAGGACAACGGGAUCAAGAUGAAAGGGCAUCAGUCAGGAGGGUAGAUGAAGUUUAUGUUGAUGAAACUGGUGGUUCUCUUAGAGUUGACACAAGAGAAGCUUAUAGAGAUGAUAAAUCUGACAGAGGGAGGGAUAGGAAUUGGAAUGAGAAAACCCGAGACAUUGAAGGUUCUAAGGACUAUGGGAGGAACACUCAAUUACGAGAUACUAAGGAGCCAAAUGAUUUUGAAUGGAGGAAUGCACAGGAAAGGCUAGAUGGCGGGAAUUUCCAUGGCCGAACUGGAUAUCGGAGAGAUUCUAGGGGUAGAUCUGAAAGUAUUAGAGGUCCCUCAAACUAUGGGAACCGAUACGACAAUUCAGACUCAAUAGAGAUUCGACCUAAUAGUAAUCUUAACUUUGGAAGAGAGGGCUCUGUUUCUGGUAGAAGAUUUGAAACCGGAGCACACCGAGAUUCAGUACCUGGAGGAACUGAUGAUAAAUCCUCUGAUCAUCUUGAACCAGAUCCAAGUGGUAGCACAAGCAUGGUUUCUUCGUUUCCUCAACAAGGUCCAAAAGGCGAUAGGUCAUCUAGAGGAGGAAGGGGUAGACCAAAUGGAAGGGAUUCUCAAAGAAUUGGAGUUCCAAUGCCAAUCAUGCCUCCUCCAUUUGGUCCUCUUGGACUUCCACCAGGACCAAUGCAGCAUAUGGGGCCAAAUAUUCCCCAUUCUCCUGGUCCUCCUCUCCUACCUGGCGUUUUCAUGCCGCCAUUUCCAGGGCCUCUAGUGUGGCCUGGAGCUCGAGGUGUUGAUGUGAAUAUGCUUUCUGUUCCUCCCAACCUUACCAUUCCUCCAGUUGCUCCAGAACAUAGGUUUGCACCAAAUGUGGGAGCUGGGUCUAGUCAUAAUAUCCACUUAAAUCAAAUGGACACUGGGUUAGGUGGUCCAGCAGAUAUAUCAGGUUUGGGUUACAAUAAUAUGGGUCCUCAAAGCCGUGAAAUGCUCCAUGAUAAACCUGGUUGGAUGCCACAUAGGAACAGUGGACCAAACAGAAAAGCUCCUUCAAGGGGCGAACAAAAUGAUUACUCACAGAACUUUGUGGACACUGGCAUGAGGCCUCAAAAUUUCAUUAGAGAACUGGAUCUUACAAGCGUAGCAGAGGACUAUCCAAAGUUGAGAGAACUCAUACAGAGGAAAGAUGAAAUUGUUGCUAAGUCAGCUUCACCGCCAAUGUAUUACAAGUGUGACCUGCGGGAACAUGUUCUUUCUCCAGAGUUUUUUGGUACCAAGUUCGAUGUUAUUCUUGUGGAUCCUCCAUGGGAGGAGUAUACUCACCGUGCGCCAGGAAUCACAGAUCACAUAGAAUAUUGGACUGCUGAGGAGAUUAUGAAUUUGAAGAUUGAGGCUAUUGCAGAUACACCCUCCUUUGUGUUCCUUUGGGUUGGUGAUGGUGUAGGCCUUGAACAGGGUCGUCAGUGUUUAAAGAAGUGGGGAUUCCGUAGGUGUGAAGAUGUUUGCUGGGUGAAAACGAACAAGAAAAAUGCAGCUCCAAGUCUGCGGCAUGACUCACAUACAUUGUUGCAGCACUCAAAGGAGCAUUGCUUGAUGGGCAUAAAAGGAACUGUGCGGCGUAGCACGGAUGGCCAUGUCAUCCAUGCGAAUAUUGACACAGAUAUAAUAAUAGCUGAAGAACCAAUUGAUGGUUCAACAAAGAAGCCUGAGGACAUGUAUAGGAUCAUUGAGCAUUUCGCUCUUGGAAGGAGGCGGCUCGAACUCUUUGGAGAGGAUCAUAACAUCCGCCCGGGGUGGCUUACCCUUGGAAAAAAUCUAUCCUACUCCAACUUCAACAAAGAGGCAUACAUUAGGAGUUUUGCAGACAAGGAUGGGAAAGUAUGGCAAGGUGGCGGUGGCCGAAACCCUCCCCCAGAGGCUCCCCACCUCGUUGUGACAACACCGGAGAUCGAGAGCCUGCGGCCUAAGUCGCCUCCGGCAAAGAACUAACAGCCGUCGUCAAUUUUGUUACGCGGGCUACAAAUUUUUUUUUGGGGGGUGGUGGGGACAGUAGCUUUGACGGCUCUUUCUGAAGGUCCACAUGAGGCCUUAUGAACCUUCUGUCUACAGAAUAAAGGAUUUUGCCGGAUGGCCCUGUCUGUUAGCAAUUAUUAGUGACGCGAUGCAAGAACGAUUCAGUAUUUUCUCCAGUAAGGUUGAUGCUAAAUUUGGUCUGGUA
Molecule: messenger RNA, 3272 nt
Organism: Zea mays
Lineage: Eukaryota; Viridiplantae; Streptophyta; Magnoliopsida; Poales; Poaceae
Product: N6-adenosine-methyltransferase non-catalytic subunit MTB
Exons: 7
Coding region: 617-3043 (808 amino acids)
Biological process (GO): methylation; mRNA modification
Cellular component (GO): nucleus; RNA N6-methyladenosine methyltransferase complex
Molecular function (GO): mRNA binding; methyltransferase activity
Source: RefSeq, a predicted model, not a curated record